GUUGCAAAAUAAUCGUACCCUUCUCUCGUCAUGCCAAAUUCAUCUCCGCAUCGUUUCAUGUCUUUCCGAGUCUCUAGCCUAAAUUUUUCAAACAUUUCAAACAUUCUCCUCCGCACACGUCCGGUAUAUCAGAAAUUCUCUAUGCGAGUCUACACGGGACCAUCCACGAAAAUGGGAGAUAUCCUGAAGGGAAAAUACCCGGCAAAGGCGCACGCCAAGCGCGUGGCCGAUCUCAUCAUCGAAAAGGGAGGAGAUCCCAAGGGCGUGCUGUACCUGGAGGGAAAAAAAACCCAGAUAUACGAAGACAGUGACCAACCCGUGCUCUUCCGUCAACGUCGACACUUCUACUACCUUUCCGGCUGUGAUGUUCCGGACUGUUACCUGACCUAUAGCAUGGGCGAUGGCAUCCUCAAACUAUACAUCCCACCGAUCCAUGCGGAUGAGGUGAUCUGGUCCGGGCUACCGUUGAGCGUAGAGGAGGCGACCGAAACCUAUGAUAUUGACGGUUGCGGCUACACCGACGCGUUGAACACCGAUCUUGCAGAUGCGCAGAAGAGCUCAGGAAGAACGGUCUACGUGAUCCCAGGACAGGUUUCCGACCAUGUGGACCUCUCGGCCUUCUCGUCGAAGGACACGAAAUCGGUAAAGGGAGCCAUCGAGACGUCCCGAGUGCGAAAGGAUGAAUAUGAGGUCGCCAUGAUCCGUCAUGCCAACGCCAUCAGCUCGGACGCUCAUGCUGCCUUGAUGAAAGCCGCACCAUCCGCGAAAACGGAGCAGGAACUCGAGGCCGUCUUCCUGAAAGCAUGCAUCGAGCGCGGAGGUCGCUAUCAAGCGUACGACAGCAUUGUUGCUGCCGGAACUGCGGGCGCAACACUUCACUACAACAAGAACAAUGCACCUCUUAAAGGAAAGAUGAACCUUUUGAUCGACGCGGGUGCGGAGUACCGAACGUAUGCGUCGGAUAUCACACGGUCGUUCCCGAUCAACGGCAGCUACUCCCCCGAGAGCCGGGCCAUCUACGACAUCGUGCUCGAGAUGCAGAACCGGAGCUUCGAUGCCAUCAAGGCGGGAAUGAUCUGGGACGAUGUCCAUGCCAUUGCCCAUCGCGUUGCCAUCAAGGGACUGCUGGACAUCGGCAUCCUCACCGGUGGGACCGUGGACGAGAUCUUCGCAGCGAAGACGUCGGUUGCGUUCUUUCCCCAUGGAUUAGGCCACCACCUGGGGAUGGACACGCAUGACUGUGGCGGGAAUCCCAACCCCAAUGACCCCGACCCGAUGUUCCGCUACCUGCGACUGCGCGGUCAUGUGCCGGAAGAUGCCGUCGUGACCGUCGAGCCGGGCAUCUAUUUCUGUCGCUUCAUCAUCGAACCCUAUCUGAAAGAUGAGAAGCACAAGAAGUACAUCGAUGCCAAUGUCCUGGAGAAAUACUGGGUCGUUGGGGGAAUCCGGAUCGAAGACAAUGUCCUGGUCACCAAGGACGGCCACGUCAACCUCACGACGGCUCCGAAGACGGCUGACGCAGUAGAAGCCCUUAUAAAGGGGGCCUAGGCUUUCGUGAGAUAUUGGCGUUUCAUAAGUACCAGAAGCCUAUUGUACUCAGAGGCUGUUGGCCGAGACAAUUCAGCACUUGAUGGCAGGUGCGGGAACUCCUGCUAAAAUAUGGCUAUAAGACUUCGAGCAAAUAUCGCUCAUUGCAAUAAUGAUUGCGCUCUAACAAUCCAAACCACGCCUGUGCGGCUACAGACCCCAACUCCACUAUGCAUCGAAUCCAACGGUAUGGGUAGGCCGGCCUCAAAAAGCGAACAACGUGACAUUACAGAUAUCCAACAUCAGUCACCUUUGGCACCUUUUCCAUCCCCUUUGCCUUGAAACCGUCCCCGGACCCCUUCAUUGUCCCGUAAUCCAACGCCUGUCGUCCCACUCGGGCCAUCUGCCGUCCCGUGCUCAUCGUUGUCGCCAAUCUCAAAUGAGUCCAUUAACUCGAUCAGAUCUCCACCACCCCCGUCUCU
Eremomyces bilateralis CBS 781.70 is the source of this 2009-nucleotide messenger RNA. Its product is annotated as putative Xaa-Pro aminopeptidase. The record is from RefSeq and is a predicted model, not a curated record. The transcript is spliced from 2 exons. Gene Ontology annotation, molecular function: manganese ion binding; metalloaminopeptidase activity. The coding region runs from base 172 to 1548 and encodes 458 amino acids. NCBI's taxonomy places the organism in Eukaryota, Fungi, Ascomycota, Dothideomycetes, Eremomycetales, Eremomycetaceae.